AUGAAGUUCUUCAGCCGCCUCCUGGUCUUGGGUCUCGGCUCCCUCUCUCUGGCCUCUCCCGUCGCAGAACCCGCAGAGGUUGCUGAACUGGCGCCAACGCUGUACCUCUGCGGCGACAGUACCAUGGCUAGAGGCAACGGCGUCAUCGACGGCUGGGGCCAGCACAUUUCCAAGUACGUCAACAUCCCCGUCGUCAACAAGGCCAUCGGCGGCCGCUCCUCGCGCUCCUUCACCAACGAGGGCCGCUUCACCGAGGUUGCCAACCUGGUCAAGGCCGGCGACGUUGUUGUCAUCGAGUUUGGCCACAACGACGUCGGCAGCCCCAACGGCGCCGACGACAACGGCCGCUCGGUCUGCGGCGGCUCCGGCACCGAGGUCUGCACGUCGGGCAAGACGGGCGAGAAGGUGUACACCUUUGUCUUCUACGUGAUCCAGGCCGCCAAGCUGUUCACUGCCAAGGGCGCCACGGUGGUGCUGAGCUCGCACACGCCCAACAACCUCUGGAUCACCGGCAGCUUCCAGACCGGCUACGACCGCUUCAUUGGGUUCCAAGUCACAGCCCGUGACGCGCUGGCCGACCCUGCAGUCACCUUUGUGGACCACUACGAGGCCGUCGUCAAGGGCUACAAGAAGCUCGGCAACUCUGGAACUAACGCAUUCUACCCUCAGGACCACAAGCACACCGACGCUGCCGGUGCUGAUUUCAGCGCCAAGGCGUUCGCUCAGGCUAUCCAGAUCAAGCUGAACGGCACUACCAGCUUGUUUCCUCACCUCAAGUCCGGAAACCCCACGGUUUGGUAG
Clonostachys rhizophaga is the source of this 801-nucleotide messenger RNA. The record is from the annotation of a GenBank genome assembly. Lineage: Eukaryota; Fungi; Ascomycota; Sordariomycetes; Hypocreales; Bionectriaceae.